Molecule: messenger RNA, 939 nt
Organism: Guillardia theta CCMP2712
Lineage: Eukaryota; Cryptophyceae; Pyrenomonadales; Geminigeraceae
Exons: 1
Coding region: 1-939 (312 amino acids)
Source: RefSeq, a predicted model, not a curated record
AUGUCUGUGAUUGAUACGAUAAGACAUAUCACGAACAAGAACAAUCAGAAUUCGGCAAAAAUCCUUCAGAACAUCCUUCUGAAUUAUCCUGAUAUUCAGUCAAAGAUACUUGACUUCAAAUUUCGGGGACGUGGACAACGUGAUAUUCCAGUGGCCGAUUUUGAUACAAUCCAGAUGAUUCUGCAACAUCUCCCAGAACGAUCAGUGCAGAAUGAUCGAGAGGAAAUAAUCAAGAUAUUGAAGAGUUUCUGCAAUGAACAUUAUCCUCAAGCGCAAGGAGUGGCGGCAAUGGAACAGAGUGCUCAAGCGACUAGUUCCAAUUUGCAGAGGAACAAUGACAUCGAUCCAAGGUUGCUUGAGUUGGAGAUUGAAAACAGAAAGCUCGAUAUUGAAGAGAGACGACUCAAAAUUCAGAAUCAAAGCUCUAGGGAUGAAUUUCAGCUAUCAAGAGACAAAUUCGAGCUAUUCAAAGAUGAACUGGAGUUCUUCAAGGAAGCCAUGAAAGUAAACGGAGUGCUACCACCAUCAAUUGCAAACUCACUCCAAGACUACACUUUCAACAAGUUCCUUCACAAGCGACAGAAGUUGAUGAGCAACAAUGGCAUUGCCUCAGAUCAAACUCCCACUCCCCACACGGAACUUCAGACCGACAUGUUUGAAACAAUUGGUUUGCAAGACAAAGUCUUGGAGUCGAAGAAAACCAAGUUCACCCCUGAGAUGCUCAAGCGUGCUGGGAAGAUUCUAGCUGAUCUCUACAGAACCAAAUACGGUCAUGAUCCAGAAAAGGAACAAAGGAGAUGUGAUGGCAAACUCUUCUCUGUCAACGUGUAUCAGAAAAAAGACUCUGAUUUGAUGCAGAUGGCGAUUGAACAGACUGAAAAAGAGUUCAAAGCUAAACCUGAGAUGUUCCAGACGCAUAUCACAAGGUUUACUCAAUAA